Blepharisma stoltei is the source of this 711-nucleotide messenger RNA. NCBI's taxonomy places the organism in Eukaryota, Ciliophora, Heterotrichea, Heterotrichida, Blepharismidae. The record is from the annotation of a GenBank genome assembly.
AUGGAAUUUUAUGCUAAACUACUUUUAAAAUCUUAUAAAAUAAUGUUGCUACUGAAAAACAAAAAGAAACAUAGCGUGCUUUUCUCUGUUGCUGAGAUGCGCCUUUCAAAAGAUCUAGCAGAGCUUUCCACAAAGCGAUAUACAGCAGGCUAUACAAAUAUAAAUAUCUCUUUCCCCUACAAUGAAGGUAUAUAUAAAUGCGUCCCAGUUUCACUUCAAAUAAAGCCUGAUCAGAAUCAUUUAUACGCAGGAGCUUGGUUCCAUUGUAUUAUAAAAAUAAACCCUGGCUAUCCUUUCAAGCCGCCAAUUGUAGUUGUAAAAAACCAAGUUUAUCAUCCAAACAUCGACAUAGACACCGGGUAUUUCGCAAUUGAUGCCCUUCAAGAAGAGGAAUGAAAACCGGUAAUGACCGUUAAUUCAAUAAUUUUUGCUAUCGAAUUGGUUCUCUAUGAGCCAAAUCUCAAUUUAAUUCCUGAAAAUAUUUUGAAUCUAGAAAUAGCAGAGUUAUACAAAAAUAAUAAAAGCGAAUUUCAAUGGAGAGUGAGCCAAACAUUGCAAGGUGGGAUUUUUUUUGGUAAAUAUGCUUUUGCACCGAUGUAUGGAGAAUCUACUUUUCAAAAACGACCACGAGAAGGACUUGACGAGCUUACCAGGAAAAUGAAAAAAAUUUCAAUUAGUGCUGAAAUGUCUAUGGAGGUCGAUCCUUUGUAA